UCUCCAGACUCCAGGGGAGGAAGACCAGAAAAAGGAGGUGUGUUUUAUGGGUGUGUUCAUCAGUAUGGUGUAUAAGAGACGGUCGUUUCGUUGACUUAUGAUCUUUGCUGACAAACGAACGAGGUUUUCACUUUUUUAGGUUGUGUUGAGAUGAGGUACAGCAGGUUAAUUCAGCAGCUGUGGGAAAGAUGGCUUUCUCUUCUGAGCCGCCUUCAAGGAGAUCCAAAGGUUGCACAGCUGCUGAACACAAGGAUUGGACUGUACAUCAGCAGAAGACCUUUCUUGGCUUUCACACUGCUGCUCUUCAGCGCCAUGGCUGUUCUGCCUGUGGGAAUCUUCCUCAUGUUUGCCCUCACAACCUUUGUUAUCUCAGCUGUAGGAUUUGUUUUCUUUGAAGUGUUCCUGUUUUUCAUUGGAGGGCUGACUCUGCUGUCCGUGCUCGCUGGCAUCGCUCUCUUCUCUCUGCUGGUUUCAGUCAUCGUUAAUGCUCUGUUCGUCAGCAUCCCCAACCUGCUGAAGCAAUAUUACUCACAACCGUCUACGGAGAAACAGAGUGAGGGUGAAACUUCUGGACCGAAGGAGGCGAAGUAGAUCGCUCCGUCCUCCCUCUAACAUGAUCGGGAUCCAGGAUCUGAUCUGAUCAGCUUCAUGGCAACUUGACUGAGAUGAUCUGCUGUCGGAACAGUUGUUCUACGUACAAAGGCUAAAAAUCAAUCUUCAGUGUCAAUCUAGGUUCAUCACAUUUUAUCUGUAUGUCGUGCAAUAUGUUUGGAUUAUUUAUAACAAGAUAACUUCAGGAUUUUGAUGUUUCAUCAAAAACGGGCUUUUAAAACUGAUUUCUUUUGACCCAGUUAAUAUUAUAAGAGUUUGUAUUGAAAUGAUUUCUGUAAAAUAGGUCCAGUGUUUAGCUAUUUAUCGUGUUUCAACUUUUAAAGCUAAAUUUCUACAUGGCCAAUAAAUUUUAGGUAUUUUUUACCCGUUUUAAAGAGAAAACCGCUACUCUUCAGCUUGAAAUGAUGCUUUUAAGAAUAAACAUGAUUUUGAAUCAUU
This is a messenger RNA of Nothobranchius furzeri (turquoise killifish), 1050 nucleotides long. Its product is annotated as lipid droplet assembly factor 1. Lineage: Eukaryota; Metazoa; Chordata; Actinopteri; Cyprinodontiformes; Nothobranchiidae. The record is from RefSeq and is a predicted model, not a curated record.